CAAUGUUUGGGUAGCAUUGGAGCCGUGGUUCUCUGCGCAUUCUAGUGCAACUGUACUGCGCAUCAGGAGCGCUCAGUAAUUAUUUUUCUUCGAUUGGGAUAUGUAUUGUUCUAGUAUACAUUUCCGUAUUUUAUCGACCAGUUUGUGCACAGUUAACAAUAACGUACAAUAACGCACAUUUUGCAAUUACAGAGUUUUUCUAGUCAGUGUGGGCUGCACAAAUAUUCCCAUUUAGGAGCCAGAGAGGGACACUGAUUACUUCCUUGUUGCUUGCUUUUUAACAGACGUCUACACUGACCAAUCAGAUAUCACAGUGCGUACUUAGGGCGUGUAGAGAUACUGAACGCGGGAAUCAAAAAGUUGCGGAAAGUUGCCUGACUGUUGUCAUUCUGUGGAAAUGUAAAAAUAUGUGUUUGUACUGCCAUGGUUAGCUUCGUGAGCAUCUCAGUGUCUAUUACCAGAGGAGCGACAAAUUAGUUGUCAUGGCUGCCAUUUUGGAGGCAGUAUUUAGAAGCCAUGGUUGUUCUACUACAACCUCUUCAGGAGACGCGAGCGUGUUGUGUCACAGCUCUACCGAAUGUAGUUCGGUGGUCGUCGUUGGAGAGCGAGGCGUCAGCAGUGCGUUGUUAUUCCUGACAGCAGUGACAGCUGCCACAGAACUUGGCCAUAGAGUUAUGUUUUACACCCAUACUGCCAUUCAAAAGUUUCCAAUCCCAGUUAAGGAGUCCGUGACUAGCUUGAAACCAGACAGUCUGAAGAAAAUCCAGUUUGUGUACCCCAGAUCCUUAGAGGAUCUGCUACUGAACGUGGCCUCCUUACAUGAGCAGGCCUCAGGGGCAGCUGCUGCCCCGUCUCUGGUGCUGGUGGACGGGCUGGACGCUUACCUGCGUGGGAUGGGCGAAGGUGCCAGAGGACCUCAGAGAGAGGAGAUGAGUGCCACAGCGCACCUGGCAGCUCUGCUGACCGACACGUCCUCCUUUUUCAACCCCAUGCAUGAGAAAGCGGAGGCGAGUAGAGGUACGGAUAGGGGUGCUGCGCUUCCGUGCCGUGUCAUCGUGUCCUUCCACUCUGACUGGGAAGCAGCGACUACUGAUCCUGUGUUGUCGGUGCUAGAUCGUUACAUACCAACACGCUGCACCUUGGUUCAGGACUUGCGUUCCAUGGCCGGUGGGGAUGAGUUACUGCAUGAUUGGCAGGUGCAUCUCUCUGGGGCAGGGGUUAGUCCUGGGGCUGCCAACAGACUGCAGUGGCAUUUAGCUGUUCAUGCCAAUGGUGCUAUGAAGUUUUCUCUAACCAACAAACUGAGAGAGCUUAGAGACUCAGACCAGCAAAGGGAAGGGGUUCAAAAUCAGUUGCAUUCUACAUAGUAUUAAACUCCCCCUCUUUCCUGUUAAAUGGAAGACUGAAGAGGUAGUGAAAUAUAUAUAUAUAUAUACACUGUAUAUUAGAGAGAGAGAG
Molecule: messenger RNA, 1458 nt
Organism: Alosa alosa (allis shad)
Lineage: Eukaryota; Metazoa; Chordata; Actinopteri; Clupeiformes; Clupeidae
Gene: swsap1
Product: SWIM-type zinc finger 7 associated protein 1
Exons: 2
Coding region: 483-1367 (294 amino acids)
Biological process (GO): double-strand break repair via homologous recombination
Cellular component (GO): Shu complex
Molecular function (GO): single-stranded DNA binding
Source: RefSeq, a predicted model, not a curated record